CGCGCGUCGAAUUUCGUCUGGAUUUGUUACCCAUUGACAACAGAAAAGUUGCUGUAAACAUCAUUACGGAAUAAACACUUCUGCCGAAAAAAAAAACAUUCAAGAUGUCCCAAAAAAUAAUCGAGAUAACUUCUCAAAAGGAGAGCAAGUCUUCAGCGGCAGUGCACCUUCUGCCCUGCACAAUCCACCAUGAUGGUCCAGUCGACCAGGUACAAAGUUACUGGAAGCCCACAGAGUCGCAGGAUGGAAAGAAAACUGCCUUCUUUCGAGGGAGGAAGUUGCAUGGCAAGGCCAUCAGGGUCCCGGAGGGAUAUAAAGGCAUCGUUGUGGAAAAGGGACCAGAGGAUGGGCCGGCGGAGACCAGAGCAGAUGAACCGGUAACUGUAGAUGUUGACGCCGAGGAAAAGGUAGCGACAACCGCCUUGGAUACAAAAGCCGAAUUUGAAGAGAUGGUCAUCUGGGGCCACGAGUCCACGGCAGACGCAUCCUCAGACCCCUACGUAAGGGGAGUGGAAGAAUGGGUGUCUCUUGCAGAGCAGGUUCAUUCUUAUUAAAGUGUAAAAAUAUGAAUUUGUUUGUAGGAUUAUGUGUCGCCCUCUGCGUGAGUAACACUGACGCUCAGGGGUGAAUAUUUAGCCGGGUUUGGAUGGACUGAUGUUUAAUUGUCUUUUUUACGGCAUGUACGGCGUAUGGGAAACUGGGAAUAUAUCAUGAUUAAUCUGGGCAAGGCAGGCUCUGAGUAAGAGUUGGAUUGGGUUGCAUGUGCUUUUGGCGGGUGUACACACUGCAUAGAGAGGUUGCAUGGAGCUGACCAAGGGGGAAAAAUCAAUUAAACUGGACGCGACCCGACGCGUUAUACACGUCCCCGCUUUUGCGCCGUUGCCUGGCAAUGAAUGCACAUCAAUACAAGCGCCCGCCUCCUUCAAGCGCCUG
This is a messenger RNA of Pyricularia oryzae 70-15, 933 nucleotides long. RefSeq lists its product as uncharacterized. Bases 105 to 554 code for a protein of 149 amino acids. Lineage: Eukaryota; Fungi; Ascomycota; Sordariomycetes; Magnaporthales; Pyriculariaceae. Gene Ontology annotation, cellular component: ribonuclease H2 complex. The transcript is spliced from 3 exons. The record is from RefSeq and is a predicted model, not a curated record. Gene Ontology annotation, biological process: RNA catabolic process.